Messenger RNA from Octopus bimaculoides (California two-spot octopus), 2576 nucleotides. RefSeq lists its product as uncharacterized. NCBI's taxonomy places the organism in Eukaryota, Metazoa, Mollusca, Cephalopoda, Octopoda, Octopodidae. Gene Ontology annotation, molecular function: protein binding. The record is from RefSeq and is a predicted model, not a curated record.
AUUUGCGACUGAGUUAAUCGAAGUUUUUCAUCUCACUAUAUAACAAGACGUUAUUGUCUUUCUGUCGGUCUAGAGAGAGAGAGAGAGGGAGAGAUCCGUAACUUCGCUUGUUUAACGUAGAUUUAAUAUUCUUAGUGGUUAGGGCAUUCGGCUUACGAUCAUAAAAUCGUGAGUUCAAUUCCCGGCGACACGUUGUGUCCUUGAGCAAGACACUUUAUUUCACGUUGCUCCAGUCCACUCAGCUGGCAAAAAUGAGUUGUACCUGUAUUUCCAAGGGCCAGCCUUGUCACACUCUGUGUCACACUGAAUCUCCCUCAGAACUACAUUAAGGGUACACGCGUAAGUGGAUGGCACGUCAAUUUCACGAGCAAGCUGUUCCGUUGAUCGUAUCAGAUGGGACCUUCGUCGUCGUAACCGACGGAGUGCUCCUUUUUUAAUAUUCUAGGUACAUAAAAAUCACGCAGUCCUUGUUGCUUGUUAAUCCUGGGUUAUUCCCGAUAGAGCAAAUCUACGAUCUAAGUCUAACCGUGGUUAAUCCGUGUUUUCACCUUAUCACAUCAUCUCCUUGAUUUUAUAAGGUUGUCUCUAUCGCAUUUCUGAGGACAUGCAAUAUUAGAGAGGUACAGCUUGCAUUUCUAGUAGAUCGAGCUAUCGCAAAGAGAUUUAUUUGAACCUCAAAUGUUAAAUUUAGAAAGAAAAAUAAAAGAACAAUCACAAACACAACAAAAAUGAAUCAUUAUUUCCACUUCUUUAAAAGCGAGAGUCGGAUGACAAUGUGUAAGGGCCAUAAUUCGUUGAACACCGUUCCUGGAGACGGUGUCUGUCGAGCAACAUGAACAACUUCCGCUCCUGCAAUUGUUUACAAAACAACACAAACAACAGCAAAACCAGCUCCACCACCGUUAAUAGCAAUAACAGUAACUUUCAAAGGUUAUCAGGUGCCGAACAGCAUGUGUGUUGCCAGAGUCCAUCGUUACAACCUUCGUUGCAUCAAACUUUACCAGAAUUAGAUUUCGAAAGAGGUUUAUGGAAUGAUGCUGUAACUGGAGACAUUCAAGGGAUUCGCCUGAAACUGGAGAAACAGCGAUAUGGAUGCACGGCCAAUGCCACAGAUACAUCGGGUUAUACUCCUUUGCAUUAUGCAAGUCGCAGUGGACACUUGGAGAUCUGUAAGUUGCUUGUAGAGCAUGGUGCCAAUGUUAACUGCACAACAGCUAGUGGCCUGGCCACUCCAUUGCAUCGAGCUGCUUACAGUGGACACAGCUCUGUUGUCAAGUUUCUCCUUGACAAAGGUGCUGACCCUUUUAAAUGUGAUGCUGAUGGAAGGACUGCUUUGCAUAAGGCUGCUGUGAAAAGUGAUGCAGACAUCAUAAGCCUCCUCUUACACAGAUAUCCUCAACUGCACAACAUCACAGACAACAAUGGUUUUCGUGCUAAACACUGUUUACCAGAAGACAAAUCAACACAACUCUUAGAUUUAUUCCCUUAACACUGGAAGUACCAUUCUUUUAUUUUUUUGUGACGUUUUUGUUUUCUAUCCCCCUCCUCCUCCCCCAGUAUUGGUAGCUCAUGUCUGCAAAUUCUUUGUUAACGAGAGAAAGAGAAGUAUGGUCAAAAUCACACAAGCUGGUGCUUGACAGAAUCCAAAACAGCAACAUCAAGAAGAAAUAUCACUGAAUACCACAGAGUGAGGGGUUGUGGUGGUGGUGGUGGUAAUGAGAGGAGAAGUGUUCAUGGUUGGAACCCUGUUGAUUUUAGUCCUUUUUGAUUAGCUUAACCUGGAGCUCAACAUUUGCCAUCAUCAUCACACUACCAACAGUCCUAACAUGACCACCACUAAUUUUAACACCAUUUCCACCACCACCACCACCACCACCACUACAACUCUUAACAUCAUUACUACAAUCACCACCAAUACCAUUAUCCACAUCUCCACCAACACCACCCGUCCAUCUGUCUUGCCAACCAGCAAAAUUCCCCUCAUAUCAAAACCAGUAAAGGUGCCUCUGCUUGGUCAUUUGACCAGCUAGAAAUAGCAGCUGCUUUGCUACCUUAAUAAAGGACAUGUUGGAUAGUGGGGGACUGAACUCCUGCACAGGGUAGAAUAAAAAAUGAGAUGGUCACGAGUGGUAGGUCUCUGAUCAUAAACCUAUUGAUUGCACUAAACAACAACAACAGCAACAAAUCUCCCUUAAAGGAACUUGGUAAAGUGAUGGCUGGAACUUCUUUGAUCGUAUGUCUGAUCAGGGCUGAGCUAAGGCUAAAUAGCAUUAAAGGGGUCAAAUACAAGAACAAGGGCCUGAGAUGGAGAGGUUUGUCAAUGCCACUGAGAUUUUAUCGACCUCAGAAGGGUGAAAGGCAAACCAUGGAAGAAUUUGAACUCAGAAUGUAAAGAGCCAAUGACAAAUGUUACAAAGCAUUUCUUCCACUGUUUUAAUGAUUCUGCCAAAUCCACAUAACAACAACAACAAACAGAGUGAAACAUUUUCUGUCAAAAUAAGUUUUAAAAAUGGACAAAAACUUUGAAAUAAAAUAAAAUAUAAAUAAAACAAAAAAUAUUAAAUUCUUUCUAAGAA